AUGACAACCGUCACUACAUCUCUACGCGACUCGGGAGUGUUCCGCAUCCACGGGCACAGCUCUCACACUUCUACUACAACGUCUACGCCACACUCUACGACCAACGGCGUGUCGCUAGCUGAGCUGGCGGCUCUGGACCACAAAACGUGGCUCUACGAGGACACGACACUCAAGCUCCGCUACCGACUGCGCAAGGCCGCUCUUCGAAACGUUGACGCUCAAAAACGAUACUACGACACAAUUGCCAACCACCGGAAACUGUGUGACUCUCAAGUUCAGAAUGAGUCACGCGAAUUUUACGAGCUAUACAAAAGAAUAAUGGCGCAUGCGGCGGAACCGCGCCCUUCGGUCAAUCCCGAACCCGAGCUGUCGGGCACCCAGGAGAUCGAAGUAUGGACCCAGAUACAGAGACUCAAGGGAGACAAUGGAGUACAGAAGGCCGCAGACCUGCUGCGAACCCGCAACUCGACGGCUCGCCAUGUGUACGUCACCCUCGCAGCUCUCCAUAAGGUGGACACCGACAUGGCUUAUCUGGCCGCGGUGUGCAAUGCAGCAUGUCAGCACAAGGAAGGACAGGAACUAACGACACAGACACGGUCACUACAACAGCCACAGCACAAGCCAACACACAGACAAAACAAGUCAUUGCAUGCAUCGACCCCACGGUCUUAUACUACCGCCACUAACAACACAAACACUACUUCUGCAUCUACCACUCUCCCUACCUCCACCUUCAUUACUCAGGCGCUUGCAUUCCUGAACAACAACUAUAACACAUGCAACUUCUCGAAACUAGAGACUCUCAUUCUCCAGAUUUUCCAGGCGUCGCAUCUGAGCGUCGUCGAUGCAGCCACCACAAUCCUUCGACACCUGGGUCAGUUCUCCUACUUGUGUUCAGAGUGGCUGCAGUUCACCAACUCUCUCUGUGCGCUGGACAAGUCGCAUCUUCACACAAUCGCCGAGUACUAUUUUAGCGUCUAUGUGAAAGACAUGUUGGUGAACCCGGAACAGUAUGGCAUGUGCCAUGAUUUCUACAUCUCGCCAGCACAGAGAUCGCAGAUGAGCUGCAUCCAUGCCAAGCUCGUGGAUCUGAGCCAUGACCCCAGCACCCGAGCCACCAACGCCAUCUUUGGCAAAUUCGCGUCUGGAACGCCUCAGCACCUCGACUACAGAACACACCACAACCCCUCCUACGUGGUCUUGUCUCCUGGAGAGCUCAAAUCACUGGGAAUCUCCUGCCCGCGCAACUUCACAACCUGGCACGUGUUCAACAUCGAUCCCCACACCGUCGCCUUCACCUACUUUUCACCCCUGCAUCAGCUUAUCAGAAACUAUGACACUUCGUCGGAGGACGUAUCUGUACUUCUCGCCCAAGCUUCCGCGAAGGAACUGUCCCAGGGCAACUGGAACCAGGCCCAGGAGUUCCACGAUGCCUCCAUUACUUCAGGGGACAUUGUGGCCCUUCAUUGUGCCCUGGAGGUCCAGCUGGACCAGUACACAACUGAAUGUGAGCGACUAGAGACUGAAGUGUGCCUCUACAAUCGGUCCAUUGAGAGAUUCCGUGACAAGACCUCUCAGCUGGUCAAGGCUAUGGGCACUCUGCGGAACAAGGUGUGGUACGUGACGCAGGUUCGGAACUCUGAGGUUUACGUUCGAGCCUCCUGUGUUGCACAGAAGUUGGCUGAUCCCAAUUCGACGCCUUCUUUAGGCCCGGCUGCCGCCAUGGGCAGCCUUGGAGGACUGGACAGCAAGUUCAGGCGGCCAAGUUCCGUUGUCUCUACAGCCUCCAGAGAAUCCUUCUUCAAAAGGCUUUCUCUUGGGUAUAACAAGCGACGACAGCGACAGAGUAUCGUCUCUCUGCCUUCCGAAAUUACCAUGUUUGCACCUCCUUCGUUUGCUGGUCCAAACAAGUUGUCCGACAGAGAGAGUGAUGCCACGCGACGAUGGCUAGAGGAGCAGCGCAAGCAAAAUCUCUGCCAGGGAGAAGAGCGACUGCACAGAUUCUACUGUGAGGUGGAUGAUCUUUGCCAGCGACUCAUUGCCGAGCUGGCUGCUGGAGGCUCGCCUCUGUUCCCUGAGAAGAGAACCCCUCAAUGCUCUGAAGAUCUCCACCUGUUCUUGGUCUCCAUUGUUUACUCUGACCUUGGUUCUGGGUGGUUUUCUGGAAGUGAGACUGACCAAUGGCUAUCUUCUGAUCUUGUAAAGGCUUGUCUGUCCGUGAAACAUGCCCCUCCAAGAGCUCUGAGACACAGGUCGUCGAUUCUGAGCAUUGGAACUGUGGCGUCCACCGCGGCUGCAACUUCUUGCGAGCAUCUUGGAACGCCCCAGAAGACCUGUUCCAGUCCCACUGAAUCGUAUUUUUCCAUGCGACCCAACGCCCAGGGUGGUGCCUUCAGGCUGACACUUCCCCCGUCAGCUGCCACUAGCGCCUCCAGUGCACCGAUCACGCCCGUUAAAGUGAACAGCUCCAACGGAACAGCAGGAGCUGGUGCGCAGAACAUGGUCUCUGCCACAGCUACCCCGUCGCCUCUGCCUCCUACGUUUAAACUCACGCUUCCCAACACCCCCAGUGCUGCAGUAGAGGCUCGCCUGCCCGAUGGAAUUCCCAUUUCCAUACCCUCGUGUAUCACUCCAGUGAUUUCCGGUGCGAUUUGCAGCAACACUCUGUCUGCUCCAUUCCCCUACGACCGGGCCUACAGUGAGAUUCUGUCCAAAUUCUCCACUGUCACUUCGCCUCAUGCCAAGAUGCAGUGCCUAUAUGAGCUUGAAACACUGGUUGUUGCCGCUCUGACUGCUGGCACGCGUUCUGAUCCUGGAGCCGACGCCAUUGUGGAGGAGCUGCAAAGUCUUUUCCGCUCCGAUUUGCGUCCCAAGACCCUAUUCAGAGAUCUCCAAAUGAUUGCAGCUUUUGCACCGCUCGACAAUCUGGACCUGUCUUACUCUGGCAAGAUGUUCUGGGACGUUGUGCUAGCUGCUCUUUCAAUCAAGCACGAGGCUGUGGAAUGCAUUGUAGAGGCAGCUAACGAGAUCUUCCAGUCUACCAGCAGCGACGUUUCUCGCACACAGUCUUCUUUCAACGGCUCUUCACCGCUCGCUGGUUUUGGAAUGAAGGAGUGUGGUGAGCUAUGGACCAUUGCAGCCAAGGAAGGUAACUCGGUGGCUCAGCGGGAACUUGGAAUCAUGCAACUGAGUCACCCUGGUGAGGUCAACCUGUGUGUCAUGCCUCUGACCCGGCUGAAUGAGCUGUUUGAGGACAUGCCCAACUGUUCUACGUCUGAUUUGGACAAGUUGGACCCUACUCGGAUGGCCAUUGUUCGACAUUGGAUGCGAUGUGCCGCCAAGGCUGGAGACAACAUCGCACGAGAAUAUUUGGCACAAGGAGGAGGUUGGUUGUAA
Messenger RNA from Yarrowia lipolytica CLIB122, 3396 nucleotides. RefSeq lists its product as uncharacterized. Lineage: Eukaryota; Fungi; Ascomycota; Dipodascomycetes; Dipodascales. The record is from RefSeq and is a predicted model, not a curated record.